Salvelinus namaycush (lake trout) is the source of this 1893-nucleotide messenger RNA. It is a transcript of the gene c15h14orf180, whose product is annotated as chromosome 15 C14orf180 homolog. Gene Ontology annotation, molecular function: connexin binding. The transcript has 5 exons. Lineage: Eukaryota; Metazoa; Chordata; Actinopteri; Salmoniformes; Salmonidae. Gene Ontology annotation, biological process: positive regulation of Golgi to plasma membrane protein transport. Bases 347 to 1138 code for a protein of 263 amino acids. Gene Ontology annotation, cellular component: plasma membrane; trans-Golgi network; transport vesicle. The record is from RefSeq and is a predicted model, not a curated record.
CAGCUCAGGUGUUUGUGUCUGUGUGAACAGGUAGCUGUGCCACUGCUCUUGUGGGUGUGGUGAGUGCGCUGUUUGCACUCACAGUAUCCUCUCCCUUCCCUUUUCCCUCUGCUCUCUAUCUGACGUCUCUUGCUCACUAUCCUGUUGGCUCCACUGUACCCUGCUGUUCAGACUCCACUCUCAUCUCCACACUGCCAGCCCUGCCAGAGACCACAUCGCCAGCAUUUUGGAUUCUGUUUACUUGCUAUGUAGAGAGACAGAGGGAGUUAAAGGGAUAUAAAGAGCGAGAGAAGGAUAGAGCAUGAGCAAGAUGGAUCGAGACAGACGUUAGCGGGCGGCUGAUUACAUGCCCUGUGUGUGUGUAACAGGCCCCCAGGAGGAGGCUUUGCUGGGCUCGUCUGGGACAGGAUGGGCAUCCCCAGAGGAGCUAUCGGAUCAGGCCUCCCAGGCACAGCAUUUUGAGCGGCUGGCCCAGCUUUGCAUCAUGAGUAAAAGACCUCAUCUCGCUUUAGAGUACAGUGGGAAAGCCACUAAGAUCCAUCAGAGAGCCUUUGGCAACGACCACCCCAUCACAGACAAGAGUCUGGAGCUGCUGGCCACCGUCUACGCAGAAAUUGGAAAAACAGAAUACUCAGAUUCCCUAGGCCAGUGUGUGUCAGCGCUUUCCAAGAGGUUUGCUGCUGCCGAGUCCUUCAGAGACACACUCAACAACGGUCUUUCCCACUCCCAUUCCCACCGGGAUAAACGCUCCGAGGUCCGGCACAGGAAAGACCCCCGCCCACUGGUGGACACACCAAAACCCAAGGUCAUCAACGGUAAAACCCCCAUGUCCAUACUGAAGAGGUCUGGCUCAGGAUCAGACUCAGAGCCCAGCCACAGACGGAAAGGCGAGCGGCGGGUCCGGUUCAGGGAGCCUGAAACCACUGUGCAUGCCUAUGACACGUCACCGCCCAGCCCCCACCUGGCCCUGUUCACCUGCCUGUUCCUGCUGAUGUCACUGCUGGGCGUGGCCAUGUUCUGCACGGACCGCCGGCGCCCACAGCGUGUCUGUGAGGAGCUGGAGGCCUCGCUGGCUGUCUACCUGAUACACAUAAAACAGCUGCUGUGGGGCUGCUGGAUCUGGCUAACCAUGCAGUGACUGGGUCCCACCAGAGGGGGAGACGUGGAGGACUGCAUUCACUCUCUUCAUUACAUGUCCCUUGAGGUGCCCUACCUAGCCUGGUCCACGAGCACCUCAGUCAUACACACUGACUAUCUAUCUAUGGUGUUGAGAUGUGCACCCCUAAUGCUAUGCUCACACCCAUAUAUGGAGAAAUGUGUAAUCCCAGAGAUAUUUAGCCUCCAUGCCUGUAUACUGUAUGUACCUAGGUGGUGGGUAUGCUACCAUGUUCGUUUUGUUGAUAAGACAUUUUGCACAUCAGCAAUGUCGAUGCUCACUGGUAUGCUCACUUAAUUGCUACAAUAAUUUACAUGUUCCUUUCUUGGCACAAUCUAUUGUGAGUGAAUGUUUCAUGGAAUGCCAAAUUAAUUAUAUUUAUUGAAUUACAAUGCUAUGUCAUUUGUGUACUUAAAAGCUAACUACAGAUAUGAAUGUGUAUAUACCGUAUACUAAGGACUAUCACAAUAUUACGCCUUGUUAUUGCACAUAAUUGAAUGUAUAAAGUGUGAAAAACUGCUUAGAGUUGGCACAAAACACCCUUACCGUCUAAAAUAAGGAUUAUGGAUUGAGUCAAGCACAAUGUGACCACCUUCUGAAAAGGAUUGCUGACACAGGCACAGGACUGCUUCACUUCACAGUGCCAGGUUAAACUAGCAAAUUGACAAAGCCAUCUUUCUUUUACAGCAUAAAUACUGCAGUCCGGUGUUUCCUACCUCGGUCCUCGGGACCCCAAG